CAAACGUAAUUAAAAAUUACAAUCUGAACAAUUUUCCCCUACGCGCUCCUACGCACUCAUUCCCAAAAUCACUCAUAUGUGAAUGGCCCCUUAAAUGGAUCAGGAGCAGGCCCACGAGCAGGCUGGAGAUGUCCGAGUGCAUGAUACGCCUACUUUGCUUUUCCUCCGCAAGAGCCUUCCAAGGCGUUUUAUGUGCUAUAUCAGCUGGUGCAUUCUAAGCGACCCUGUGCUGGACCCAACCGAUCCUGAGCACCGACUUGCGGAACGCGCAACUUUGACAGCCCAUCUGCAGCGAAAAGGUGUUGCAAAUGUUUGCUUGCCGGUCGUCGUCCGAUGCAAAAACCUCCUUGGGGCAUGGCUGGCAGAGAACGCCACUUCGGUGCCUGCCACGGUCAUUCCAGCACAGCAACCUAAACAGAGGAAGCCGUGGCCUGCUGAACCCGCCCUGGAGGCACAGGGGUGGUCUCAGCAGCAGCCGGGGUGGGAGGCCCAGCAGCUGUCCAUAAUCGCGGCUGCCGUACCUGCACAGCACUUCUGCCCCCUGGCCCGUUGCGUAAUGCGCGAGCCGGUGCGGGACUGGCGGGACCACGAGCACGUGUACGAGCGGUCCGCCAUCACCGCAUUUGUACGGCAGCACGGGUGUAACCCGGUCACCGGCCAGCCCAUGUGCCUGGACCACCUGCAGCGAGCUGCCUUUGAGGAGGAUGCCAUACGCGACUGGGUUGCAGAAAACACAACAACAACUUCCUUCUCGGGCGGGGGCAGAGGGGACAGCGGCAGAGGAGACGGGCAGGCAGCAGCGGGGCA
Molecule: messenger RNA, 807 nt
Organism: Astrephomene gubernaculifera
Lineage: Eukaryota; Viridiplantae; Chlorophyta; Chlorophyceae; Chlamydomonadales; Astrephomenaceae
Source: the annotation of a GenBank genome assembly